Molecule: messenger RNA, 2286 nt
Organism: Jaculus jaculus (lesser Egyptian jerboa)
Lineage: Eukaryota; Metazoa; Chordata; Mammalia; Rodentia; Dipodidae
Gene: Gpr180
Product: G protein-coupled receptor 180
Exons: 9
Coding region: 1-1323 (440 amino acids)
Biological process (GO): response to pheromone; G protein-coupled receptor signaling pathway
Source: RefSeq, a predicted model, not a curated record
AUGAGGGGCCUGCGGCUGCUGGCCGUGGUCCUCACGUGCUGCUGGUGGCCGCCGCGCAGCCAGGCCAAGACGCUGCGGGGCAGCUUCAGCAGCGCGGCGGCCCGAGACGCCCAGGGCCAGAGCAUCGGCCACUUCGACUUCCACGGUGACCGUGCUCGUCUGUGCGUCAGAAUCAGCAACAGAGCCGCGGCUGUUAGGAAGGAAGCGAGGCUCUAUCUCUUCCAGGCCCAGCAAUGGCUCAAGCUGCAGGAGAGCAGUCCUGCCUAUGGCUGCAGUGAAAAAUUGUCCAGAGCUCAGUUGACACUGACAGUGAACCAGACUGAACAUAAUCUGACAGUGUCCCAGAUUCCGUCUCCCCAAAUGUGGCACGUGUUUUAUGCAGACAAGUACACCUGCAGAGAUGAGAAGGAGAAUUCGCAGGUGGAAGACAUCCCAUUUGAAAUGGUGUUGCUAAACCCAGAUGCCGAAGGGAAUCCAUUUGAUCAUUUUAGUGCUAGAGAAUCUGGGCUGCACGAGUUCUUCUUCCUGCUGGUCCUGGUGUACUUUGUGGCCGCCUGCGUCUAUGCUCAGUCCCUGUGGCAGGCUAUCAAGAAAGGAGGACCCAUGCACACGGUUUUAAAGGUUCUGACAACGGCCUUGCUGUUACAAGCUGGUUCAGCUCUAGCUAAUUACAUUCAUUUCUCCAGGUACUCCAAGGACGGAAUAGGGGUUCCUUUUAUGGGAAUUUUGGCAGAAGUUGUUGACAUUGCCUCCCAAAUUCAGAUGCUCUACCUCCUCCUGAGCCUGUGCAUGGGCUGGACCAUUGUGAGGAUGAAGAAAUCGCAGAGCAGGCCUCUGCAGUGGGACUCCACCCCCGCGUCCACGGGCAUCGCCGUGUUCAUCGUCACGACGCAGAGCGUUCUGCUGCUAUGGGAACAGUUUGAAGACACCGGUCACCACAGCUCCCACUCCCACCACAGCCUGGCGGGAAUCCUGCUCAUCAUCUUAAGGAUCUGCCUCGCGCUGUCCCUGGGCUGUGGCCUCUACCAGGUCGUCACAGUGGAGAGGAGCACGCUCAAGAGAGAGUUCUACACCACCUUUGCCAAGGGCUGUAUCUUGUGGUUUUUAUGCCAUCCAGUUCUUGCAUGCAUUUCUAUCGUUUUUAAUGACUACCAAAGAGAUAAGGUGGUUACGAUAGGCGUGACCCUCUGCCAGUCGGUGUCCAUGGUCAUCCUGUACAGACUCUUCCUGUCGCACAGCCUCUACUGGGAAGUCUCGUCACUCUCCUCAGUGACUCUACCACUGACCAUGUCCUCUGGACACAAAAGUCGCCCUCACUUCUGACACUUGAUUUUUGUGGAAAGAAAACAUGAAUUGGAUAUGAGUGCAAUAUGAAUCCAAAUACAGUGACUCUUUUUUCAUAUGUUUGGUAUGAAAAAUUGAACAGAGAUAGCAGAGCGUAGUAUUUAUGUAACUGCAUUUAAGCAGUACCAAAACUCAGAAGAGGUAAUUAGUGAAAUGUUUUGAAAUAUGUUUAAACAAUAAACUUUUAAGGAAGAGUGUCAUUAUAAGGUGAUUGGAGCAAUUUCCACAUGGAAAUAAAUAUGAAAGGUUUUCAUGAUACUCUAGUAGAUGUUCACCAGUUAUAAUGGCUCAUGUCAAUAGCUCUCUCAGGUUGAUUGUCUUAUGAAAGUAAUCAGUUAAAUGAUUACUUGUUUAUGCAUAUCUAAAUUAGUUCAGUUAUGAAAUCAGUAUCAUGAACUGGUUUUUAAAACUGCUUGUUAUGCUUUAAGGAAAGCACAUUUCAUAUGAAAGUCUAAAAGAAUUGAAAUGGAAAUUACUUCAGAAAGCAAAUAUACAAUAUAUUCACAGUUAAAUGAAUAAGCUUUUGUUUAUUCAUGGGUGGGGUUAUUCUCCAAUUUUUUUUUUUUUGUUUGUUUGCUUUAGCUCAGGUUUUGUCUUGAUUAGUAAUGGAUUUUGGACAAUAAAACCUAAAAGAUACAUUGCAUGGGUUGUACAAACAAAGUACUUUAAAAUCUGACCACUGAGGUGAAGGGGUAAAUGGGUGUCUUUGCUUUCUUUUUGAAAGAAAGAAAAGGUACUGUGUGAGAUAGUUUUAAAUUUUUAAUCCUGAUAUAAUUCAUUUCUCUCACAUUGACUCCCCAGUCAUAAUUAAGCCAUAUACACAGAUUAAAUUAACAGAAGCAUUUCACAUAAAUGUGAGUCUCAGGCACCAGCUACCCAUGAAUUCCUGCCCAAGGAUACUUCAUCAGGAUUAAAUUUUCUAUGAAUAAUUGAAAAACAAAA